AAGCUUGAAUUAUUGAUGAGAGUAAUGGCGUUGCCGUCUGUCUGCAGCAUGUUGCGUGUGGCGAUCCCGUUCAUUUCGGUGGUUGUCCUGCUAAGUGUGAGGCUUGUGGGGGCCGGCCAGGACUCCGGGAGUGUUAUUCCUGCAGAAA
Molecule: messenger RNA, 148 nt
Organism: Eurypyga helias (sunbittern)
Lineage: Eukaryota; Metazoa; Chordata; Aves; Eurypygiformes; Eurypygidae
Product: neuropeptide-like protein C4orf48 homolog
Exons: 1
Source: RefSeq, a predicted model, not a curated record